GCACCUCAAAGCUGCUGCAAGUGCUACCGUAAGUAUUUCCUUACCAACUUAAUCUCCUUCACAGUACAUACUUCUUCCUUUAACUAUUGUAACCCAAAAUUUCAUCAGACGCGCCGAAAACCUUCUAUACCGAAAUUUACUCAACAACAUCCAACCCCUCCGUAUCCGUCAAGAAACCCAUCCACUCUACUAAUACGAUAACCCUAACAUCAAGCGCCGAUCUAUGAUAGCUAGUAGAAGCUAUGGCGGAUCAAUCCAUUAUCCGCAUCACCAAGGAAAUCGGUGAACUCCAGAAGAGUUCCGACCUUUCCCUUGCUGUUGCUUUUCGCGAUCGGGACGUUCGUAAUGUCAAGGCCUUGAUCAUUGGUCCGCACGAGACACCCUAUGAGUUUGGAUUCUUCGAGUUCGUGGUGAAAUUUAACAGAGAAUAUCCACGCAAGUCACCCGCCGUCACUGGAACAACCACCAACAGUGGACGCUGUCGGUUCAAUCCCAAUAUCUAUGCCUCCGGCAAAGUCUGUCUGUCAAUCCUCGGAACAUGGCGUGGAGAACGAGGAGAGGAGUGGUCUCCAGCUCAGGGUCUAGAAUCUAUCCUAGUCUCGAUACAGAGCUUAAUGUCGACAAACCCUUACGAGAACGAACCUGGUUUUGAGGAUGCAAAUGAGUCGCAUGAUAAGGAGAAUCAAAAGGAGUACAUCGCCAAGAUCCGUCACGAGACGUUACGUAUUUCUAUCAUACAGAGACUAGAGGAUUAUCUAGGAAUCACCGGCACUAGCAUUGCGCCGCCCAUGCCACCGGGAGGCGAAGACUACGAUCUUGAUUUGGACGAUGAUAUGGAGAUCGACGAUGGAAGUAUUCCCUGGGAGCCAUUCAGGGAUCUUUGCAAGCAACGCUUCCUCUGGUAUUACGAUUCGUACUUAGAGACUAUUAAGAAGGCGAAGGAGGAGGUCAAAGACGGCCAACCUUUCGUGCGCAUGCCCUUUGAAGGUGCUUCCAAUACGAUGGAUGGAAAGUUUAACUAUACCGAACUCGAGCAAAGACUGCGCCGCAUCAAGGCGGUUCUAGAUGGCGAGCCUGAGAAAUGGGCGGUAGAGGGAACAUCCUCGAAGAUGAGAGAUACCACGGUUGCAGUCAACCUUGCACGACAGUUUGACCAGAUUAAAGAGUCCUAUAAACGUUGCGACGCCCCUCAUAGUGUUGAGUUGGUGGAUGGCAACCCGUUUGUAUGGAACUUCACCUACUUUGGACGACCUAUGACGAAUCUGGAUGGAGGCAUGUUCCGCAUCCGAAUACACUUCAGUCCCCGGUUCCCUGAGGAACAACCUCGGGUCAAAUUCCUGACACCGAUGUUUCAUCAUCGGAUUGCGGUGGAUGGUACACCUUGUUACUUUCCUAACCCUACUCGCCGGGAAGAUGUUAAGCAACAUCUCGAAGCAAUCAUCGGAGCUCUAGAAGAAGAACAGCCCCCUUAUGAUCCUCGAACUCUUGUCAACUUGGAGGCGCAUAAGUUGUAUUGGGGCGGCGCAGACGGAAGAAAGCUGUACAACAGACAGCUGCGCAGAUCAGUACAAAGAAGUCUAGAGGAGAUGUAAUAUCCACGGAUAGCCAAUGGUUUCCAAGGACGAAUCGCUGGACCGGAUAAUUUGCAGAUGAGCUCCUCUAGCUAUUUCAGGUGGAUUACUAACCUCAGUUGAGCAUGGUCUGGUGUAUUUGGGGAAUUUUCGGCUACUGUGUCUCCUAUUCGACCUUAUGAAUAGGAACAUGGAUGAUGAGCUGUCAACAAUGACGUUUCUUAGGGCAUAAGGUUCGGUGCACCAUCGAGAUCGAUGGGAUUUAGACUAGGCGUGAUACCUCAUUUGCUUUCAGGGGUCAGAGCAUGGUCUGUUAUAGGUGCAAAUACGAUACUUCACACAAAACGUGAUGAGGAUUCUCAAUUAAGUGUGUAAAAGGGCCUACCUAGUAUUGAUAAAUUGAAGUCUAUAAAAUAGCAC
Annulohypoxylon maeteangense is the source of this 1991-nucleotide messenger RNA. RefSeq names its product UBC-like protein. Bases 243 to 1592 code for a protein of 449 amino acids. The record is from RefSeq and is a predicted model, not a curated record. NCBI's taxonomy places the organism in Eukaryota, Fungi, Ascomycota, Sordariomycetes, Xylariales, Hypoxylaceae. The transcript is spliced from 8 exons.